Molecule: messenger RNA, 1670 nt
Organism: Maylandia zebra (zebra mbuna)
Lineage: Eukaryota; Metazoa; Chordata; Actinopteri; Cichliformes; Cichlidae
Biological process (GO): cell surface receptor signaling pathway; immune response
Cellular component (GO): external side of plasma membrane
Molecular function (GO): transmembrane signaling receptor activity
Source: RefSeq, a predicted model, not a curated record
AUGAAGCUGAAAGCGUCUCUGCUGCUCAGGCUUCAGACUCUCAGUCGUCACUCAGACAUGAAGACUGCGUCCGUCUGUCUGCUCCGGGGUGUGUGUGUGCUGCUGCUGUCUGCACCGACUGUUUCUGCAGUGUCUCUGUCUGUCAGUCCAAACCUUCAGCAGGUCUUCAGUGGAUCUUCAGUGUCUCUGAGUUGUGUUGAUGAUGGACAGACAGCUGAUGGAUGGACAGUGAAGAUGACCAGCGGAGGACCCACUGAGGACUGUGGAGCAGCUGAGAUGAGUGGAAGUUUGUGCGUUUUGGAUCGUAACUCGUCCUACGGUGGAACCUUCUGGUGUGAAAGCUCAUCUGGACAGCAGAGCGAUGAAGUGUCCAUCAGUGUUUCAGAAAAAGGUGUGAUCCUGGAGAUCCCUGCACUUCCUGUGAGACCAGGAAGUGAUGUUACUCUGCAAUGCAAGAAGAAGAGUGGUGAAACAGUUCCAUCUUUUUUCUUCAUGAAUGGACGUCUUCUUGGGUCUAAAGCAGAACACGUUAUCCCUAAUGUCAGGCACUCUGAUGAAGGUCUCUACUGGUGCGCUUCUAACACAUUUGGAUCAUCUCCUCAGAGCUUUCUGAGGGUCCGAGGGUCUCCUAUAACUACUCUCAGAAAGUCCGUCCCUCCACCUCCAGUUUCUGAGGCCAGUUCUUCUCUGUCCACUCUUCCUCCUCUCACCAACUCUUCCUCCCCUUCUUCUCCCUCUGUGUCUUGGAUCAGAGUCGUCUGCCACCUGUUGGCCUUCUGCCCGUCCUGCAUCUGCACCAUCCUGCUCCUGUCCAUCUGCUGCAGCAGGAGCUCAGGUAACAAACAUGCUGUCUCCAUGGAGAUGCCAUUGGAUGUUGACGAGCAUGAUGACACCACUGAGCAUUAUGUUUGAGCGGACGGAUCCUCUGAUAGAAUUAAAUGUUUCUAAAGCUGAAAACUCUGAAGUCCUCACUCUGAGUUUCUCAAUCAGAACCUGAUCUGUUCACUGAUCGAUCAAUAACCCUCAAAUUACUGAUGAAUUACUGAAUUAUUGGAUGAAAGCUUUGUUUGACAUUGUUAGCAUCUUCAAACAUUGAAAUCUCUGUGCACCUCUCUCAAGUUAUUUACUGCAUUUCAUUUAUUUACCACUGAUUCCCAACCUUUGGGAGCCACGGCACAUAUUUCACAUUGGAAAAAUCACACCACCAACAAAAAUAUCACAGAAAGUAUAUUGAUAGUUUUUCCCUGCACACCAGGCUCGGUUUGUCCCCAGUGUACCUGUUUUACUUUCUUCUGACCACUACUCCUGCUAGGACCUUCAUCUGCAUCUGAGUUUUCUCCAGAACCAGGUCCGAUUGUUUUACUGCCAGUUGGCAACUCAUUUAAAUAGAGCUGGUAGUUGUACUGCCCUCUAGUGGAAGAGAAUGUAAUUGUUCCACCCGUUACUCGAUUACUUCGAGGACUAAUCAGGUGGAACCAGAUAAUCGUCCACGGCACACCUGAUCAUUUCUCAGGGCACACUGGGAUAUAUGGUAUCAAACACUGGGAGCGUUCACCGGCGUUUUACAGAAUGAUGGUGAAAGAAACGGUUGAUGCACUUUGAGUUCUUCAGCUUUGUUAAGGUUUUAUUUUAAUCAGCAGGAGAAAAAAAGCCAUGUAGUUUUAGGAGAU